This is a messenger RNA of Phaeodactylum tricornutum CCAP 1055/1, 579 nucleotides long. RefSeq lists its product with no specific name. NCBI's taxonomy places the organism in Eukaryota, Bacillariophyta, Bacillariophyceae, Surirellales, Neidiaceae. Gene Ontology annotation, cellular component: nucleus. Gene Ontology annotation, biological process: chromatin organization. The transcript has a single exon. The annotation marks the transcript as partial. The record is from RefSeq and is a predicted model, not a curated record.
AAGAAUCCCAGCGUCAACACCGCGUUUUUACCCGACAAGGCCCGAGACGAGCAAGCCCAGACAGAGCGACAACGACUGGAAAAAGAAUGGAAAACCAGGCAAGAACAAACCAAAAAAGAGAAAUUGGAAAUUACGUACAGUUACUGGGACGGGUCGGGGCAUCGGCGAGUAGUGGAAUGCCGCAAAGGCGACACCAUUGGAGAUUUUUUAGAACGUGUACGGGUGGACCUGUGUCGUGAAUUUCGGGAAUUGACUUCCAUUGCCGCAGACGCUCUCGUCUACGUCAAAGAAGAUUUAAUCAUUCCGCAAGAUCUGACCUUUUACGAUUUGAUUUUGACCAAAGCCCGAGGGAAGUCAGGCCCCCUUUUCCAUUUUGACGUACACGAUGAUGUACGGAUAGGGGCGAUCGAUGCGCGGGUAGAAAAGGACGAAUCCCAUCCCGGCAAGGUAGUGGAACGUCGGUGGUAUGAACGUAACAAGCAUAUUUUCCCUGCAUCGCGCUGGGAACUGUACGACCCAAGCAAAGAAUACGGUAACUACACCAUUGGCGACAAACGUUCGCGUAACAAUAAGACCUAG